CGGAGCAUUGUGGGAGUCGUAGUUCCACGCCAACCGGACGCCCCGUCCCGGAAGCCGUCGCUCGUCGUCCCGGCCCGUCCCGGUUGCAUCAGCGGCGAUGCGGCUGCAGGUGGCGGCGGGCGGCCCCGCGGCGCUGAAGGUGGUGGCGGCCGCUCAGUGCUCCGCCGCCCCGGUGCGGCUCUGCUGGAGCGCCCCGGCAGAGCAGCCCCUGUCGCCGCUGUGCUCCCCGUGGGUGCCCGCCCUGCAGCUGGACAGCGGCGCCGUCCUCUUCUCCCCCAACGCCAUCUGCCAGUACUUCUUCCUGGCCAGCGGACAGGAGCCGACCGACCUCACCAACCAGUGGCUGGAGUGGGAGGCCACGGAGCUGCAGCCGGUCGUGGCAGCGGCCUUGUACGCACAGCUGGUGCAUGGCAAGAAGGGGCUGGAGGCGGCGGGGGGCCUGGGAAAGCUGCUGGCCUACAUCGAGCAGAGCUUGUCUGGGAGAGGCACUGCCUACCUUGCUGGGGAUACCAGGUCGGUGGCUGACGUGGUUGUGUGGGGAGCCCUGUUCCCUGUGCUCCAGGAUGAGGCCAGCCUGUCAAACGAGCUGCAGGCGCUGAGAACCUGGUUCCGGAGUAUGACGCUCUCAGAGGCCUGCAGGAAAGCUGCUGACUCUGUGCUGAUGCCCAAGGGGCUCCUGGAGUUCAAGUCCUACCUGCAGAAGCAGCCUCCACCUUGCCCGGCCAUGGAGAGAGCCACCAGUAACGAGCCUGAGGAGGAAGAAGCUUCCGAGCGGGCCCUGACAGAGGAGGAAAUCACAGCUGCUGCAGAUGCCUGGGCCCGUGGUGCUGCGGCACUGCCCAAGCCCUGGCACCCGCAGAAACCUGUGUUGCCUGUGGAGGGCAUGAGAAACGUGCUGAUCACCAGCGCCCUGCCCUACGUGAACAACGUGCCUCACCUCGGUAAUAUCAUCGGCUGCGUUCUCAGCGCCGACACCUUCGCUAGGUACUGUCGCCUGCGGAACUGGAACACGCUGUACGUGUGUGGCACAGACGAGUACGGCACGGCCACCGAGACUAAGGCAGUGGAAGAGGGGCUGACUCCUCGGGAGAUCUGCGACAAGUACAACGCUAUCCAUGCUGACAUCUACCGCUGGUUCAACAUCUCCUUCGACUACUUUGGCCGCACCACCACGCCUCACCAGACCACGAUCGCCCAGGACAUCUUUCAGCGCCUGCUGGCCCGUGGUUUCCUGCUGCAAGACACCGUGGAGCAGCUGCAGUGUGAGGGCUGCCAGCGAUUCCUGGCCGACCGCUUUGUGGAGGGCACCUGCCCCUUCUGCAGCUACGAGGAGGCCCGGGGGGACCAGUGUGAUAAAUGUGGCAAACUCAUCAAUGCUGUGGAGCUGAAGAGCCCCCAGUGCAAGCUUUGCAGGGGCAUCCCUGUGGUGAAGCCCACCCAGCACCUCUUCCUAGACCUUCCCAAGCUGGAGGAGCAGCUGGAACCGUGGCUAGAGCACUCCUGGGCCACUGGGGACUGGACAGCCAACGCUCGCUACAUCACCCGCUCCUGGAUCCGGGAUGGGCUCAAGCCCCGCUGUAUCACCCGUGACCUGAAGUGGGGCACGCCUGUGCCUCUCGAUGGCUUCCGCGACAAGGUGUUUUACGUGUGGUUUGAUGCUCCCAUCGGCUACUUGUCCAUCACAGCCAACUACACAGACCAGUGGGAGAGGUGGUGGAAGAACCCCCAGCAGGUUGAGCUGUACAACUUCAUGGCCAAGGACAACGUCCCGUUCCACAGCGUCAUAUUUCCCUGCUCGCUCCUGGGUGCCGAUGACAACUACACGCUGGUGAACCACCUCAUUGCUACAGAAUACCUGAACUAUGAGGAUGGGAAGUUCUCCAAGAGCAGAGGCGUGGGGGUCUUUGGGGACAUGGCCAAGGACACCGGCAUCCCAGCGGACAUCUGGCGCUUCUACCUGCUGUACCUGCGGCCUGAGGGGCAGGACAGCGCCUUCUCCUGGAGCGACCUCAUGCUCAAGAACAACUCGGAGCUGCUGAACAACCUGGGGAACUUCAUCAACAGAGCCGGAAUGUUUGUGUGCAAGUUCUUUGGUGGCAUCGUCCCCGACAUGGUCCUGACAGCAGAUGACAAGAGGCUCUUGGCCCGUGUCACCCUGGAGCUGCGCCAGUACCACCAACUGCUGGAGAAAGUCCGCAUUCGCGAUGCCCUGCGCUGCAUCCUCAGCAUCUCUCGCCACGGCAAUCAGUACAUCCAGGUGAACGAGCCCUGGAAGAGGAUUAAGGGGAACGAGGAAGACAGGCGGCGUGCAGGCACCGUGACCGGUGUGGCAGUGAACAUGGCCUCCCUGCUGGCUGUCAUGGUGCAGCCCUACCUGCCCAGCGUCAGCGGGGCCAUCCAGGGGCAGCUCUGCAUCCCCCCGGAGUGCUUUGUCCUCAGCCACAUCUUCACCUGCACCUUGCCCCCCGGGCACCGUGUGGGCACGGUGAGUCCCCUUUUCCAGAAGCUGGAGCACGACCAGAUUGAAGCCCUCCGCAAGCGAUUUGGGGGAGGGCAGCCUGAAGACCUCCAUGUAGCAUGUCAGGCUAAGCCAACCCCUCCAGCCUCAGACCCUGUCCCGGCUCCAGCCUCUGGCACGGCCGUGGCUCCAGGUGACCCCCAGCUGAUCCAGGAGCUGACAGAACAGGUAGCCAAGCAGGGCAACCACGUGCGGCAGCUGAAGGCCAACAAGGCAGAGAAGGCAGAGGUCGACAGUGAGGUGGCCAAACUGCUGGAACUGAAGAAACAGCUGGCCCUGGCAGAGGGCAAAAGUCCCGAAGUCCUUGUACCGAAGGGGAAACGGAAGAAAUAGCACCCAGCUUCCCUGUACCAUGGGACAGCUACAGCCCUGAACUACAGAGACCAGCCGGAACCGUGCUGACGGUUACACGUGUGUAAUAAAAUGCAAGAACUGUACAA
Molecule: messenger RNA, 2958 nt
Organism: Oxyura jamaicensis (ruddy duck)
Lineage: Eukaryota; Metazoa; Chordata; Aves; Anseriformes; Anatidae
Gene: MARS1
Product: methionyl-tRNA synthetase 1
Exons: 22
Coding region: 98-2851 (917 amino acids)
Biological process (GO): methionyl-tRNA aminoacylation
Cellular component (GO): cytosol; aminoacyl-tRNA synthetase multienzyme complex
Molecular function (GO): methionine-tRNA ligase activity; ATP binding
Source: RefSeq, a predicted model, not a curated record